This is a messenger RNA of Bipolaris maydis ATCC 48331, 975 nucleotides long. Its product is annotated as carbohydrate esterase. The record is from RefSeq and is a predicted model, not a curated record. Lineage: Eukaryota; Fungi; Ascomycota; Dothideomycetes; Pleosporales; Pleosporaceae. Gene Ontology annotation, molecular function: hydrolase activity, acting on ester bonds.
AUGGUUAAAUCAAUCGCUCUUGCCUUGUCUUUGGCAACCACUGGUCUCGCUGCAUCCGAAGCACAAGCGUCCUCCUGGUCCGGAUGGAAGAACGUCAAACACCUUUUCGUCUUUGGUGAUUCUUACACCCAGACUGGCUUCAAUGUGAACGGCACCCAACCAAGCCCAUCUAACCCUCUCGGCAACCCGCCAUAUCCUGGCUGGACAUCUUCAAACGGUCCCAACUGGGUCGGAUUUCUUACCACCACCUACAAUGCCAGCACUCUCCUGACGUACAAUAUGGCCUAUGGUGGAGCCACCGUCGACUCGGCCCUUGUCGCCCCGUAUACACCGACAGUAGUCAGCAUGAAGGAACAAGUCCAGUCCCAAUUCCUGCCCACUUAUGGCUCCCAUCCCAACUUUGCUCCCUGGACAUCCGCCUCAUCACUCUUUGCCUUCUUCAUCGGCAUCAACGACGUAGGAACCAGCUGGUGGCGGGAAAACUCUACUGCUCUCUGGGACACCAUCUUCUCCGUGUAUGAGAAGCAACUCACCGACAUCUACGCUACCGGAGGCCGCAAUUUCCUCUUCCUUAACGUCCCACCUGUCAAUCUCGCGCCCUUGACCACGCAGCAAAAUGAUGGCGGAUAUGCAGUAGAGCACGAGGGCAAGGCGAUUGAGGAUUGGAACAAGCGAAUUGCCAACAUGGUAUCUCAGUUCAAAGCAAAGAACACAGGCACCACUGCAUUUGUGUUCGAUACGUGGGCACUAUACAACAGCGUCAUCAAGAACCCUGCGAGCUACAAGCAGACUGCCGACUUGAAAAAUGUUACUGGCUACUGCAAUGCGUACAAAAAUGGUACCCCGACCUGGUAUACCAAGGACCCUAGCUGCCAGUACCCUGUCAACGAGUACCUAUGGCUCAACGAGCUGCAUCCUACUUUUUCAAUCAACAACGCCACAGCAGCUUCCAUUGUUAAGUUGCUUUCCAAAUAA